AGACACAGCCAGUCAUUGUUAAAGUACUCAAAAAGACUUUUUUUGAGUGGAGAAAAGAAAGUGAUGAGCAAAGUAAAGUGAAGUAUCACUAUACCACUGUGUGUACUGUGUGUAAACAUGCCACUUCUUCUUCUUCUUCUUCACCGGCUCCGCCCUUCUCCGUCGCCGCUUCUUUAACUCUCUGUGCCGCCGUAGUAACCACCGUCAAAGGCGGAGACAACAUCCACUUAAUUGCUUUUCCUUUUAUUUUUCCGAUGGGUUGUACGGCGUCGAAGCUGGAUAAUGAAGAUACAGUCCGGCGAUGUAAAGAUCGCCGGAGAUUAAUGAAAGAAGCUGUAUAUGCCCGUCAUCAUUUAGCUUCUGCUCAUUCUGAUUACUGCCGUUCACUUCGUAUUACCGGUUCUGCUUUAUCUACCUUCGCCGCCGGUGAACCUCUCUCCGUUUCCGAUCAUACCCCCGCCGUACUACUCCGUACAACGUCCUCUUCUACCACCACUCCACCACCACCACCACCUAUUCGUAUCCCAUCUCCUUCACGUUCCUUCCAGACACCACCUCCGCCUCCUCCUCCGCCGUUUUCUCCGUCUCCGACGAUAGCUUCUUCGAAGCUUCCUCAUAUACUUUCUUCUUCCUCUGUUUCUUCUCAUCAGCAGCGGCAGCGACAGCAGCAGCCGGUUCAGCAGAAAAAACCGGUGAAGCUUCCGCAUAUUCUGUCGGGAUCAAGCUUGAAUUCGUAUAAUGAAGAUUAUACAUACGAUGCGAAAGCGAAUUCGACUUAUUCGAGUACUCCUUCACAAGCUUCGUCUGUUUGGAACUGGGAAAAUUUCUACCCUCCUUCCCCUCCAAGUUCAGAGUACUUUGAACGCAUCCACAAUAAAAAUAACUUAGCUGUUGAAGCUGAUGAUGAGUUUGAUAAGGCAUCGAAUUACACAUCUUAUUCACAGUACUCUCAGCAUCAACAUCAACAUCAGCAUCAUCAGCAUCCUAGUGAAGAAUCACUUCUUGGGAAAUCGAAUAAGCAAUUCGAUUUUUUCGAUACGGAUAGUGUUAACGAUGAGAAAUUGACAAAUGGGUCAGUCAAGAAUCAGAAAAAAGUUGGUGAAAACAAGCAGAACUAUGGAGGUCACCACUUGAAUAACAACUGGGAAAGUGAAGCUGAGAGAGAAGAGGUACAGUGUAGUGAGUGGGGAGAUCAUGAUCAUUACAGUACUACAACUUCAUCUGAUGAGGAUGAGGAAGAGGAGGAGGAAGAGGAGAAGGAUGAGAUAAGAUCUGGGUAUGGGCAAACCCGUUCGAAUUUCGGGUCGACUGGUUCAGUGAAGAAUGAGGAAGUUAAUGUGAAUAUGAAGAAUUUCUCAGGGAAGAAAUCUGAUAAGAUGUCAGAGGAUGGAGGGUCGUCUUCGAUGAGUUGGGGGAAUGGAAAUGGGAAAGUGGAGAUGGUAUCAGAUAGAAGUAUUGUGGUGAGGCACAAGGAUUUAGCUGAGAUUGUUGCUGCCAUUAAGGAAUACUUUGAUAAAGCUGCUUCUGCUGGUGAGCAAGUGUCUGAGAUGUUGGAGACAGGUCGAGCUCAGCUCGAUCGGAGCUUUAGGCAGUUGAAGAAAACGGUGUAUCAUUCCAGUGGAGUAUUUAGUACCAUAAGCUCUACCUGGUCGUCAAAACCUCCAUUGGCGGUCAAGUAUCGAUUUGAACCUAGUUCUAUUGAUGAAGGAGGCCAAAAGAGUCUUUGUUCCACCUUGGAGCGACUUUUGGCAUGGGAAAAGAAACUAUAUCAGGAAGUGAAGGCCAGGGAAGGAGUUAAAAUUGAGCAUGAAAAGAAGUUGGCAACAUUGCAGAGUCAGGAAGGCAGAGGUGAUGACGAAGCCAAGUUGGACAAAACCAAGGCCUCUAUAAAGAGGUUGCAGUCACUGAUGGUGGUCACAUCGCAGGCUGUUUCCACUACGUCCUCUGCCAUUAUUGGUCUAAGAGACUCUGACCUUGUUCCGCAGCUUGUUGAACUUUGUCAUGGAUUCAUGUACAUGUGGAAAUCCAUGAAUCAGUUUCAUCUAGUUCAGAAUGACAUUGUACAGCAGGUGCGUGGCCUCAUCAAUAGAGCAACUAAAGGUCAAUCGACAUCUGACCUGCACCGGCAGGCAACACGUGACCUUGAGUCUGCUGUAUCUGCAUGGCACUCGAGUUUUUGUCGCCUGAUAAAAUUUCAAAGGGACUUUAUCCGCUCCCUUCAUGGUUGGUUCAAGCUCACCCUUGUAUCAGUCAAUAGUGAGCCAACUAAUGGCAACAGGGAGUUCUCAGAUUCAUAUAUGUUUUGCGAUGAAUGGAAGCUAGCGCUUGACCGUAUUCCUGACACUGUUGCAUCAGAAGCUAUCAAAAGCUUCAUAAAUGUUGUCCAUUCGAUCUAUGUGAAACAGACGGAGGAACUGAAGAUAAAAAAGCGGACUGAAUCUGCAUCAAAGGAGCUUGAGAAAAAGGCUUCAAGUGUUAGAAGCAUUGAAAGGAAGUAUUACAACUCUUACUCCAUGGUUGGCAUUGGACUUCCUGAUGUGGGACCUGAUAAUGGUAAUGCUUUAGAUGCACGAGACCCUCUCGCUGAGAAAAAGGCCGAGCUUGCAGCUAGCCAACGGCGUGUGGAAGAUGAGAUGAUGAAGCACUCUAAAGCAGUGGAGGUAACCAGAGCGAUGACCCUGAACAACAUUCAGACGGGGUUGCCGGGAGUUUUCCAGGCUAUGACCAGCUUUUCUUCCUUGAUGACAGAGGCCCUUGAGGCUGUAUGCACCCGUUCUUAUUCUAUUAAGUAGGAAACAACUUACAGAUAACUGAAUACUAUUACGUAUUUUCUUUUUUCUUUUUGGCUAUUUUUAUCUCGGUUUUGGGUGAGGAUGGAAGAGAAAGGGCGCAUUUUUGGUCAUAGGCUCCUUUCAGCUAGUUGUUUUUUUCCCUUGAUAUUUUGCUAUAUUGUUGUAGAUAUGUGGAAUUUUUUUCAAUCUUAUGUAGUGGUGGGAAGAGGAAUAUUUCCUGUAUGUAUAGCAAAUUGUUUGCAUUAUUGCAUUGAGUUCCAACAUUCUAAGCAGAUGAAUAAAUGUAUUCCUUCUAAGUGGAAAAAUAUUCUUCAACCAAA
Capsicum annuum is the source of this 3112-nucleotide messenger RNA. Its product is annotated as nitrate regulatory gene2 protein. Bases 255 to 2792 code for a protein of 845 amino acids. The transcript is spliced from 4 exons. The record is from RefSeq and is a predicted model, not a curated record. Lineage: Eukaryota; Viridiplantae; Streptophyta; Magnoliopsida; Solanales; Solanaceae.